CGGACCCCCAGCCUCCUCGGGUCACACUGGACCCCUGUCAGUGGACAGCCAGGUCUCAGAGGGACGCGGGGACGGACACCGAGCUGGACGUUCUUCUCGUGUGCAGGGAGACGACAUGAAGCUGCGCCUCGGCCUGGUCCUGCUGCUGUGCUCCGGGAUGCUGCAUGUUGGUUCUGGACUUCGCUGCUACAGGUGCUCUGACUACACCGGGCGCUGUGAGAACGUGCAGGAGUGCACGUUUGAGGACUCGUGCAUCUCUCUGAGCGAAAGAGGUGGGAAGACGAUCCGUCAGUGCAUCAGGUACACGGACUGCGACAUCUCCCGCCUCACCCAGAUGUUUCCGUCCGUCUCCAGCUUCACCUACAGAUGCUGCAACAGCAACCUGUGUAACUCGGGCUCCCCGCUGGCUGCAGCAGCGCCGCUCCUGGCCCUGAUGGGGUCCCUGCUGAGCACCUGGGGGUUCUGGUUCUGAACUCCCCCGGGAUCAUAGAUUUUAAUCCUAACAGAAACUAAUCUGAGUUCAGGAUCUUUUUGUUUCUCAGGUCUCAGAAAAAAAAAAUCAUUUUUAUCAAGUUUUUACUAAUUUUCAAACUGAUGUUUUACAAAUUUAUAAUAAACACAUAAAUAAACACACAA
Messenger RNA from Austrofundulus limnaeus, 636 nucleotides. It is a transcript of the gene cd59b, whose product is annotated as CD59 molecule (CD59 blood group) b. Lineage: Eukaryota; Metazoa; Chordata; Actinopteri; Cyprinodontiformes; Rivulidae. The coding region runs from base 116 to 472 and encodes 118 amino acids. The record is from RefSeq and is a predicted model, not a curated record. The transcript is spliced from 3 exons.